Molecule: messenger RNA, 1637 nt
Organism: Sinocyclocheilus rhinocerous
Lineage: Eukaryota; Metazoa; Chordata; Actinopteri; Cypriniformes; Cyprinidae
Exons: 8
Coding region: 156-1514 (452 amino acids)
Source: RefSeq, a predicted model, not a curated record
CGCGGCUCGAUCUGACGCAGACGGAGACUCUCUGAGACUCUCUGAGAGCGACUGCUGAUGAAGCCACUGAAGAUCGGAGCGCUGCGCUGGACAUGAGACACACAGCAGGACGUGUGCUUUGGUGUUUCGGUCACGUUUAACUUCGGCUGGACUUCAUGCCGAGUGACGGAUCUACAAUGUUCACUGGUGCAACUUUCCAAAGUGUCCUGUUGGUGGCGAUCUGUCUCGUAAGCUGGGCCGUCCCACAUGGGAGACUUGAACGUCCAGGACCCCUUCGUGGAGAAGAUAAAGAGUCAGCAUCAGCUGACAGAUCACUGGAUUCAGACUCCUGCAGUCUGACGGUCCCCAACACAUCCCUGAGCAUCACCGGUGGAGAACCCAACACCACUCCAGCAUCUGCAGCGGAUGGAAACGAGGACAGACGGUUCAGGAUGGAUGAGCGACUGAACACCACGCCUCCGUCCUCUGGAGAUUCUCAUGGCUCUCUGUCUCUGACGACGCCUCCUGCUGGAGAUCUGGAGAGGAGCGACACGCUUCACUGGAACUCAUCUGCGGAGGACAGAGGACCGACUCCUUCAGCUCUUCAGUCAGACGCGUUCAGCCUCUCGCCGCUCACCAGCGGAGACUCGGCGGCUGGAUCCGGACUGAGCUUCAGCUCCAGACUGCUGGACUCGCCGGAUACCUGGACCGAAGCGGAUCGUCUGCAGGCAGAGGAAGUGAGCGUCUUUCCCUCCUCUCAGGACGUCAGCACAGAGGUCACCAUGUCCUCCGAAGACCUUCCUCUGAUUUUUGAGCCGUUUGAGGACGUCACGGCGCCCGGAGCAUCAUCCGGACCGUCUGUCGCCAUGACGCCAGCGGCCGUAACCACGGGAGACCCAGAGCUGGAGCGGAUGGUGUCCAUGGUUACGGAUCACAUUUCCUCUGACGGCCGUCUCUCAGGAACGCUGGAGAUGUCUGGAGCGACAGAGCCAAUCACAGAACCCCAUCCGGAAGCAGAGCAUUAUGGGACGACACAACCAGGUGAUGAUGUCACACAGAGCUCCGUUACCCAUCAGGCUUUGACGGUCUCUGAGCUCGUUCACUUACCAGCGUCAAAGACGGAAGAUCCCGAAUCGAAAGAGGACCCAGAUGAAGAUGAGGAGGAAGAGGAGAUGGACUCUGAUGAGGAGGAGAGCGAAGAGGACCUGACAGAGAGCACCGUGGCCCCUCACACCCGUCUGCCGUACAGCCUGAUCCCUCCUCCUCCCGUCUGGGUGCAGCGGAACCAGGGCCUGGUGAGGAGCUGGGUUGAACUUAUCAGAGAGAAGGCUGGUUAUGUGUCGGGGAUGUUGGCUCCGGUCGGGAUUGGAAUAGCCGGAGCUCUUCUGCUGGUCGGCGCUCUGUACAGCAUCAGAGUGAUCCAUCGCAAGAGGAGGAACAGCUUCAAACACCAGCGGAGGAAGCCUCCCAGAGAAGUGCGCAGCGGACCAGACAACGCCAUGCUGCUGGCUGACAGUUCAGAAGACGAGUUCUGACCAGAAUCCUCUGUGGAUCAGUCCGGAUGUGAACAGCAGCGGUUUAGUGUUUCACACAAAUACUGAUGAGAAUAUACAGUCAGUACAUUUAUAAAUGGAGUUUUCUUUCAGAAUCACAAAAAG